Messenger RNA from Schistocerca nitens (vagrant locust), 1965 nucleotides. Its product is annotated as facilitated trehalose transporter Tret1-like. NCBI's taxonomy places the organism in Eukaryota, Metazoa, Arthropoda, Insecta, Orthoptera, Acrididae. Gene Ontology annotation, biological process: transmembrane transport. The record is from RefSeq and is a predicted model, not a curated record. Bases 7 to 1428 code for a protein of 473 amino acids. The transcript is spliced from 5 exons. Gene Ontology annotation, molecular function: transmembrane transporter activity. Gene Ontology annotation, cellular component: membrane.
ACAAUCAUGUGCGGACGGCGCGUUCCUCUGCAGCUGCCUGCUGCUUUCGCAGCGUCGCUGGCGUACCUGUCGGCGGGGCUGUUCAUGGGCUGGAACGCGCCGAUGCUGCCGCGGCUGCAGCAGAACUCGUCGCACAUCGUGCUGACGGAGGACGAGGCGUCGUGGCUGGGCGCCGUCGGCUCGCUGGCGUUGGUGCCGACGGUGGUGGCGGCCGCGGUGCUCGUCAACACGGUGGGCCGCCGCUGGCUGCUGCUCGCGUCCGCCGUGCCCUUCCUGGCCGCCGCCAUCUGGGAGCGCUUCGCCACCACCUUCGGAGAGCUCAUGACCGCCGUCGUCGUGGCCAGUCUGGGCAUAGGCCUCGUCAUACCGGUGUCCCCCGUGUACCUGGCCGACAUCGCGGAGGACAGGAUGCGAGGCCUGCUGGUCACCAUGGGCUCUCUGAUGAGCAGCGCCGGCAGCCUCCUGACCAACGCCGUCGCUCCCUACGUGUCGUUCUUCACCCUGUGCGAGGUCCUGAUGAUCUUCCCUGUCGUCUUCGUGGCAGCCUUCUGGUGGAUGCCCGAGAGUCCGUACUUCUUGGUAGCCAAAGGGCGCACUCAGGAGGCUGAGAGAGCGUUGAUGAGGCUGAGGGGCAAGGACUCUGAGAAGGACGUGAGCAGCGAGGUGGAGUCCAUUCAGAAGGUGAUCCAGGAGGAGUCGAAGAACCGCAGAAGCGCCGCCGACGGCCUACGGGAACUCAGAAGGAGCGCUGUUGCUCGCAAAGCUUUUGCGGUGGUCGCCACGCUCACCACGCUGAACAUCUUCUGCGGCAGCCCCGCCAUGGGCGCGUACGCGACGCAGAUCUUCCUGUGGAGCGGCAGCUCGCUGGACUCCGACGUGUCGACCAUCGUGGUGAACUCGAUCCAGACGAUCGCCUCCCUAGGUUCGUCGCUGCUGGUGGACCGCACCGGUCGGCGACCACUGCUGAUGUUGUCCUACGCAGGCAGCUCGAUUUUUAUGAUUGCUGAGGGCAUCUACUUCUACCUCAUGGAGCAUGGCAGCGAUGAACUCGUGGAGAGCCUCUACUGGUUGCCUCUCACAGCUCUAAUUUCAUUCCACCUCCUGUUUAACAUCGGCGCCAACGCGCUAAUAUGGGUGGUGGCCAACGAGCUGGUGCCGGACGGGGUGCGCAGCCUGACCAUCUCGUUCAUCGCCGUGUGGAACGCGGUGCUCACCUCGGCGACCAUCAAGCUCUUCCAGGUGGUGAGCUCCGCGCUGGGCACCUACGUGUGCUUCUGGUUCUUCGCGGGGUGCGCCGCCACGGCGCUCCUCUUCACGGCCUUCUUCAUCCCGGAGACGAAGGGCCGAUCGCUGGAGGAACUCAACACCGAGAUGAGGGCUCAGGCUGCAGCGGACCGUGCCAGACACGACGCCAAAGACAGAUCGUAGGAGAGCAAGUCUUUCCUCCGGAAUCGCUGCACCAGCCCAGUGACCGUCAAGGGUUGCUGAAAUGAUAGAGGACGCAGCUAUCGAAUAUAAUAAACAGUUUCCAUUCUUUGCUGAGAGUACUUUCUUUUGUGUUCUGUAUCAGAACCUCAGUGAACUUUCAAAAUGAUACUUCUGCUUUACGAUGGCUUCGCAGUAUUUGCUGCUCUUUAAAGCGCGAUUACACGAAGUGAACAAUGUAAUUGUACACCGUCUGUAGUCGAACAUGAACUGUGAUCUGGUAAACACUGUACUAGUAUCAGCUUAAUACUAAUUAACUGUAGAAGAAAACGGAAACAACCAUUACUGUAGAAGAACAAUGAGUUGAGCUGAAAGAGUGGAAAACGUGAUUUAUAAGCAACCCAGCAGAUUCCCAAUACUCAAUAUCUACUUUAGGUUCAUUCCAUACGACAGGCGCAUUUCCAACUGUCCAAGUCAUUUAAUAAGUAGUUUUGUGUUUAUUACUUGUGUUUUGUACCUGAAAGACCUUGUGUAUUUAUA